This is a messenger RNA of Gymnodraco acuticeps, 2210 nucleotides long. RefSeq names its product transposon Tf2-1 polyprotein. NCBI's taxonomy places the organism in Eukaryota, Metazoa, Chordata, Actinopteri, Perciformes, Bathydraconidae. Bases 1418 to 1975 code for a protein of 185 amino acids. The record is from RefSeq and is a predicted model, not a curated record. The transcript has a single exon.
AAUAAUUUAUUAUAAAAAAAAAUCCCCGAUCUUUUGAAAAUCACGUGAUCGGCUCCGAUCCCCGAUCACGUGAUCGGAUCGGGACAUCCCUAGGGGGAAGUGAAAGGAAAUGUGGUAAAUGUGGGAAAUCACAGCAUAGCAAGGAAGAAGGGUGUCCUGCAGCUAAAGUUACAUGCCACAAGUGCAAUAAAAUAAGACAUUGGGCCAGAGUGUGCCGAAACAGCACUAGAUCAGUGAAUGAGGUCACAGGGACUGUACAGGCUGAGCAGACCCAUUAUUUCUUAGGCUCAGUGUGCAGUGCAGAUGAGAAAGAGCAGUGGACAGUUCAGCUCCAGGUGGAUUCUACUCCAAUGGCAUUUCAAAUUGACACAGGAGCUGAUGUCAGCGUCUUAUGUGAGGAUGCAUUUCACACACUCACUCCACCAAAAACACUGAAACCAGCUGACAUCCCAUUAGACAGCCCAGGAGGUGAACUGUUGUGUCUGGGACGCUUUAAUGCUACAGUUAGUUACAUGGGAAAGAACUACCUAUUUGAAGCAUAUAGUCCGUGGCCAGAGUGUCAAUAACCUACUCAGCCGGGAUUUGUCAGUGGAGAUGAACCUGGUGAGGCGUGUUGAUGAAGUGAAAUUCACUACCAGUGAACACCUUCAAGCCUAUGGUGAGCAAAGCACACUAAAAACUGAACCUGUUAAAAUCCAAUGAAAUCAAAUCAAGUUUUAUUUAUAUAGCAGAUUUAUAAACGAUUUUUGGUCGAGCCAAAGUGCUGUACAUAUAAUAAAAAUAGCCUACAGUAGAGACACUUUACAGCAAAUACAACAGCACAGAUUGUUCAGAAUAUCAGUAUGAGAAAAACGACACCCUCUAUCCUUAGACCCUCACAUCGUACAAGGAAAAACUUCCAGAGAAAACCCACAGUUUAAGGGGAAAAAAUGGGAGAAACCUCAGGGAGAGCAACAGAGGAGGGAUCCCUCUCCCAGGAUGGUUGAGCCCCAAUUAAAGGAUGGGGCUCAACCAUAUGCAGUGCAUACAGCACGUCGUGUGCCCUUCCCAAUGUUACAGAUGGUAAAAGAGGAACUGCAGAGGAUGGAGAAGAACGGUGUCAUCGAGAAGGUAACACAGCCAACUGAAUGGUGUGCUCCUAUGGUGCCCGUUCUAAAGAAAACCACAGGCAAAGCCAGGAUCUACACGUGGACCUGAAAAGACUAAAUGAGUCAGUAAAAAGAGAGCGCUACAUCUUACCUACCUCUGAUGAAAUAACUGCAAAGCUAAGUGGUGCACUCUCUCGACGCUGCAAGUGGGUUCUGGAAAAUCCCACUGCACCCAGUCAGCUGUAAAUUAACAACCUUUAUAACACCGUUUAGCAGGUACUGUUUCAAAAGGUUACCUUUCGGGAUUUCCAGAGAUCUUCCAGCGGAAAAUGCUAGAAACUCUGCAGGGGCUGGAAGGCGUUGAAGUCUUCAUGGACGAUAUCCUGGUCUAUGGGACAUCAGCAGGCUUAAAACUUAAUAAAGAUAAAUGCUCCCUCAGACAAAGCCAGCUACGCUUUCUGGGACAUCUCAUCGACCAGUCAGGAGUCAGGCCCGACCCUGAUAAAGUUGAAGCCAUACAUCAGCUGGCUCCACCAGGAAAUGUCCAUGAGCUGAAAAGAGUCCUGGGCAUGGUGAACUACCUGGGUAGGUACGUUCCAAACCUUUCCACAAUAGGUCAACCACUGUACGAGCUUCUGAAGAGCAGGAACAUCUGGACCUGGGGUCACUCACAGCAGUCAGCUUUUGAGAACAUUAAGACAAUGCUGACCACGGCACCUGUUCUUGUCUUCUAUGAUGUGGCUAAAGCCACAGCGGUGUCUGCUGAUGCCAGUAGCUAUGGCCUGGGGGGGGUCCUCCUCCAGCUCCAUGAAGAGGAGUGGAAGCCAGUAGCCUACUGUUCGAGGCGUCUCACAGAAGCGGAGACACACUACGCCCAUAGAAAAUGAGUGCUUGGCUAGCGUAUGGGCCUGUGAGAAGUUUGACAAGUAUCUAUGUGGCUUGGAUCAGUUCAGGCUGGAGACCGACCACAAACCAUUAGUGCCACUGAUCAACAAACAAAGCCUAGAUAACGUCCCCUUGAGAAGAUGUCAGCGUCUACUAAUGAGGCUCAUGAGGUACAAACCUUUAGCAGAGCAUGUGCCUGGGAAGACCCUUGUUGUCGCCGACACACUGUCCCGAAGC